Messenger RNA from Hypomesus transpacificus, 4606 nucleotides. RefSeq names its product integrin, alpha 2 (CD49B, alpha 2 subunit of VLA-2 receptor), tandem duplicate 2 (gene itga2.2). Gene Ontology annotation, biological process: cell-matrix adhesion; cell adhesion mediated by integrin; cell-cell adhesion. Gene Ontology annotation, molecular function: integrin binding. The record is from RefSeq and is a predicted model, not a curated record. NCBI's taxonomy places the organism in Eukaryota, Metazoa, Chordata, Actinopteri, Osmeriformes, Osmeridae. The coding region runs from base 177 to 3755 and encodes 1192 amino acids. Gene Ontology annotation, cellular component: external side of plasma membrane; integrin complex. The transcript is spliced from 30 exons.
CCAGUCCUCAAUGCUGAGAGACGGAAGGUUUAACUUUGUCCGAUUCGUACCGCCCACAUCAAUGUCCGGAACGUAACCUCACUGCCUGAGAGAAGUUUGCCUCACAAAUCGCAUGGACUAAACCGAGAAGAGACAACUCUUUUUAUUACGUUUAUUUACCCUCUCUUGUGUCAAGGAUGGAUAUACUUUCAAAUAACAUAGUUUUUCUGGUGAUUUUUGUAUAUAGCUGUUUCGUGGCUGUGUCCCAGGGCUUUAACGUGGGCAGCGCCGGGGCCAAGGUGUUCUCUGAACCCAAGGAGGAGGAGUUUGGAUACAGCGUCCAGCAGUUUAGCAACCACAUGGGGAAAUGGUUGCUGGUGGGUGCUCCCUGGAGUGGCUACACACCAAACAGAAUGGGAGAUGUGUACAAGUGCGAGAUCAGAGGAGCCAGUUCAGGUUGCCAGAGACUGGGCCUGCAGAACUCAAUCAGCAUACCAACGGUGAAAAACAUCAAAGUUAAUAUGAGUCUGGGCCUCACGCUCACCGCAUCUCCCACAGCAGACAAGCUCUUGACGUGUGGUCCUCUCUGGGCUCAGCAGUGUGGCAGCCAGAAUUAUUAUCCCGGAGUCUGUGCUGAGGUCAACCAACUGUUCCAGCCUCUGCCAGCAUUUUCACCUGCCCUUCAGACCUGUGGUGGUCCGAUGGACAUUGCCAUUAUUCUGGACGGGUCCAACAGUAUCUACCCUUGGCCGCCCGUGGUAGCAUUCCUCAAGAAGCUGCUGGAAAAUCUAGAUAUUGGACCUGAAAAUACCCAGGUAGCGGUCAUUCAGUAUGCAGUUGAUGCAUCAUUUGAGUUCUACCUGAACUCCUAUAAGACAAAGGCCUCCAUUGUGACGGCUUCUUCCAGAAUCAAUCAGAAAAGUGGGUUGUCGACCAAUACCUUCCAGGCCAUAGAUUUUGCCAGAGACCAGGCUUUUCUUCCUCGGCAUGGUGGUCGCCCUGGAGCCAGCAAGGUGAUGGUGGUGGUGACUGAUGGAGAGUCUCAUGAUGAGAGUCUGAGAGAUGGGGUCAUCGGCAGGUGUGAGGCCGACAAAAUCACUCGCUUUGGCAUCGCUGUGCUGGGUUACUACAUAAGAAACAACAUCGACACCAAGGAUCUGAUCACCGAGAUCAAGUCCAUAGCGAGCAUUCCGUCAGAGCGCUACUUCUUCAAUGUGUCUUCAGAGGAAGCUCUGCAGGAGAUUUCUGGUACCCUGGGAGACCGCAUCUUCAACAUCGAGGGUACAGGCAAAGGAUUAGAGUUCCAGAUGGAGUUGUCUCAGGUGGGCUUCAGUGCUCACUACACCAAGCAGAAGGACACGUUGAUGCUGGGGGCAGUGGGAGCGUACGGCUGGAGUGGUACUGUGGUGCAUCACACGCCACUAAAGUCCAACAUCUUUCCCAAGACAGCAUUUGAGAACAUCCUGCAGGACAAGAACCACAGCUCUCUACUAGGCUACGCGGUGACGACCCUGAGUGACGGCAGGAUGGAGUACUACGUAGCAGGAGCGCCUCGCUCCAACCACACAGGCCAGGUGGUGGUCUACACUCUGACCAGCGGGGGGCAGCCCACUGUGGUGGACUCCCAGAGGGGGGAGCAGAUCGGCUCCUACUACGGCAGCGUCCUGUGUCCUCUGGAUGUGGACAGAGACGGGGUGUCGGACCUGCUGCUGGUCGGAGCUCCCAUGUUCAUGAACCAGCAGAAGAAGGAGAUGGGGAAGGUCUACCUGCUGUCCUUCACCAAGGGUGUUCUGAGUGACCAGGGGGUUCUGAAGGGUCCGUCUCCGCUGGAGAAUGCUCGUUUUGGGAUGGCGAUCGCUGCCGUGUCUGACCUCAACCUGGACGGCUACAGUGAUGUGGUGGUGGGAGCUCCCCUGGAGGACAGCAACAGAGGGGUUCUGUACGUGUUCAACGGGGACAACUCUAGAACACUCAAGACCCAGCACUCACAGAGAAUCCUGGGCUCCAAGCUAGACACCGGUCUGAGGUACUUUGGCCGCUCCCUGAGUGCCAGCACAGACCUGAACGAUGACACCAUCCCCGACGUCACCGUGGGAGCUUAUGGGAAGGUGGUGCAGCUCUGGUCCAGAGGUGUUUCCGUGGUAACGGCCAGUGUGACCUUUGACCCAGACAAGAUCAGCAUCCUCAGCAAGACGUGUCGUGUGGCAGGGAGGAUAGCGUUCUGCUUUAAUGCCAAAGUCUGCUUCAGUGGGAUAUUCAAACCCUCCCCUCCUGUGGGCCCCUUGGCCUUGAGCUGCAACCUGACCCUGGAUGCAGACCUGCAGUCCUCCAGAGUGACCUCCAGAGGCCUGUUCAGCAGCAACGUUGAGAGGCACCUGAAGCAGGAUAUCAGCCUGAACACUGGGGGGCACUGUGAGACACACCAGGUCUUUGUACAGGAGGCUCCAGACUUUGUGAACUCCCUGGGUCUGCGUGUGGAUGUGGCGCUCCAGAACCCAGAUGCCAACCCAGUCCUGGACCCCUUCAGUACCAGCGCCUGGGAGUUCUCUAUCCCCUUUUCCAAGGACUGUGGGACUGAUGAGGUGUGCAAUAGCGACCUCACCCUGGCAGUGGUCAGAGGGGACCAGGUGCCCAGUUCCUCUGAGAUGUUGGUGAGCUACAAGAACAAGAGGUUGUUCUUCCAUGUAACCCUUAGCAACAGGAAGGAGAACGCCUACAAUGCCAGAGUGACAACCACCUACUCCAAGAACCUGUUCUACUCCUCCGUCACUCCCCCCAGUGACGGAACAGAGGUGAAGUGCACCCCCGUCAAGGACUCCUCCAGCCUCGUGUGCCAGGUUGGAUACCCAGCACUCACAGUAGACCAGGAGGUCACGUUCGAGAUCAGCUUUGACUUCAACUUUGCUCAGCUGCAGAACAAAGCUACGGUGGAUUUCGAGGCCUUCAGUGACAGCAGAGAGGUGAAGCCCUCAGACAACCAGGUGUCACUCUCCAUCCCUGUCCGAUAUGACUCGGAGAUAGCCCUUUCCAGAGAGGCCUCCCCUAACUUCUAUGUGGUAGACUCAGAGCAGGAGGUGAUCACCCCAGUCAAAUCCUUCAGUGACAUUGGUCCUGAGUUCAAGUUCUCCCUCAAGGUGUCCACAGGCAACCUGCCCAUCAGUCUGGCCUACUUGACUGUGUCGAUGCCCUUGAAGACGGCAGCAGGAAACCCCCUCCUCUAUGUGACGGACAUCCGCACUGCCCCGAGUGGGGAUGUGAACUGUGAUGUCACCGGUUUGGUGGACCCGCUGAAGAUCAGUAGCCUGGGAGGCCACACCCCCUCCUUCAGCUCAGAAAACCUCCUCCGCACACCGCAGUUGGACUGUUCGAGUGCCACCUGCCAGACGAUGGAGUGUGUUCUGAAAGACAUGGGACCCAAGAGGGACUUCUUUGUGAACGUGACCUCACGGAUAUGGAACGGAACGUUUGCUGCGGCAAUCUUCCAGUCCCUCCUGCUAACGGUUACCACGGAGAUAAAAACAUCCCAGUCUGACCUACUGGUCAUCGCUCACAAAGAGCUCCAGGUGGGCGUGACUCUUAGUAAACCAGGUGAGAAGGGGCAGGUGCCUGUGGGCGUGAUCGUAGGCAGUGUCAUCGGGGGCCUGCUCUUAUUGGCUGCGGCCAUCGCUACGCUGUGGAAGGUGGGUUUCUUCAAGAGGAAGUACAAGCAGUUACAGAAGAGUCCGGAAGAAGAAGCCGAAACUCAGGGUCUACAGGAGGGGGAGGAUGCACCUUGAAUCAGGAGGAGGAACACGAGUUCAAAGAGGAGGAAGAAGCACGAGGAGGUGGAGGAGGAAGGAGAUCUGGGGGUGUGUGUGUUUGUGUGUAUGUGUGUGGAGAGCAGAUGUACUGCAGGAGGUCAGGGUUUGCGUGGGCGUACAUGAGUGUAUGUAUGGGUGUUGAUGUACAGGGAAUUUGUGUUUGUGUGUGUUGGCCAGAAAUGAUCAGCACCAAUCAAACGACUACACUCAACUUUUGUAGUGUUUUUAUACCGUUUAUGUGCUGUAUAUUGUGUGUUAUGGGGACUCGCCAAUGGGGUGACUCAAAAAGGUACAGUUCUGUCCCAUCAGCACGCGUACAGUAUGCUGGGCAUACGGCACCGUGUUCUACUGUGGUUAACAUAUUGUUGAUGCAGAUGAUACUGAAACUAGAAAGGGACAACAUGAUAAUGAACAUUCAAGCAGGUUUCUGUCAGAAAUGAUCUACUGUAGCAGUUCAACUAGUCGGUCAGCUGUACAAUAAAAUACAAACUCCUGAAUGUAGCUAGCAAGAGUCUUUUAUUUGACUUGCAAAUGAAAUAAACUGCAAUUCAGUGGUCAGUAAGGCUGAUGUUGGACAUUAAAGAAUGUAAAUAUAUAUGAAUGAGUCCACAACGACCUUAGUCAGGUGGUAUCUUUCUGGGGCCAUACACAGACACUGUGGAUGACUUUAGAGUGGGAGGUGUGUCUAAUGGGAUCAAAUCACUCUUACCCAUGGCUGCGUACUCACCCACAGCUCUGGUUUUGUGUUUCUUUGAGACUUUGAUGUACGUCUUCAUAGAUAUGGUGAGGAUGCUUAAUGUCAUUCUAAUAAAGCUUUUACAAAAUAA